Girardinichthys multiradiatus is the source of this 2288-nucleotide messenger RNA. RefSeq names its product FXYD domain-containing ion transport regulator 6-like. Gene Ontology annotation, cellular component: membrane. Lineage: Eukaryota; Metazoa; Chordata; Actinopteri; Cyprinodontiformes; Goodeidae. The coding region runs from base 1109 to 1420 and encodes 103 amino acids. Gene Ontology annotation, biological process: regulation of sodium ion transmembrane transporter activity. The record is from RefSeq and is a predicted model, not a curated record. The transcript has 6 exons. Gene Ontology annotation, molecular function: sodium channel regulator activity.
CCAGUUUAACAGAGGCUUUAGAAACACUGUUUGCCAGCUGCCCCCACUAGGUAGCAGCAAAGACCGAGAAGACAGCAAAGAACAAUCCUUUCAAGAGGACAGCCUUGAGCUUUUUAAAUGUCAUAAUCCUGCUAUUUUUCUUUCUUUUUUCCCUCCUUUUUUAUGUUUUUAUCAUCAGUUAUCAUCAUUAGAUGAUGGUUCAUGUUUAUACAGUAGCAAUGGUGUGAUUCUCAUUUGUAUUAUUUCUGAUUUUCAAACAAAUGCUAGAUAAUAAAUCAAAUGUUUGAGAAAAAAAAAAGGUGGUUUUAAUUAAUUUCAUGCUAAAUAUUUAAUUUAUACCAGUGUAGUUGUAGAACUGCGAGUGUGGCCAUCUGUUAUGCUGUGCUCAUGUUUCUGCUGACACUGCACACAGUUCAGUUACACAUGCAGUAGUAACUAGCAGCAGUGGCAGAGGACUCAUUGCUGUAUGCAGCAUCCAGAAAGACUCUUUAAGAACCCCUCUUUGGUUUUCAUGCUGUUAAAUGGUACUUUGCUCUGUAGUAAAGCUGACAGCUGCUGUAAAACACUGCAUAAAAUGUGUUGUAUACUCUCUGCAGUGCAACAUAACAGAGAACUGCUGCAUUUACUGCAUGCAAACCGAUGCUUCUGCACAUAAAUAGCCAGAAUUCAAAUUAAAAUAUUAGAAUUUUCUUAAAACAAAAACAAAAUGCAAUUUAAUCUGAUAUUUCUCCACGAAUUAAAAACGCUCACACAAAUAUAAUCACAUAUAGUACAAGACUUUACUACCCACAAUGGUUUUUGAACAUUGUCUCUUUGUCCAUUUUUUUCUACUUUGGGUUGGCCCACUAUUUCCUUUAAUCUGCAGUCGGUGUGGCUUCUCACUGUUGGGAUUGCCCAUCGAUUGCACCAGUAGCUGCGAAAAAUGUAUGCAGUGUCUCAUUGUCACCACCAGAGGGUCCCCUGCUGAUCAUGUACAAUGCAGUCCCACUAAGCUGUUCUGCCUGCUGCACUGCCCAGUUUCUCCAUCCAUAUCCAGGCUGUAACUGCAACCCAGCAACUUGCUAAAUCUCCAGGAGACAAAGCUCUUCAGCAUCAUUGCAGUGCAACCAUGGCCACCAAGGAAUCAAUGUUUCCAGACCAAAGUGACUUUCACUAUGAUUAUGAGACACUGCGGACUACAGGGGUCAUCCUUGCUGUUGUAAUGUUUGUCUCUGGCAUUUUAAUAGCCCUGACUCCAGCUCGUCUGGUACGCAGAUUCCAAAGACAGAAGUUCCUCCUCCAGCUGUAUAGAAAAUGUAGCACAGGCUUGAAAAGGAAGAAUGACAUCACAGGACCUUCACUGGCAAACACAAACACAUGGGCUGUUUUCUUCCAAUGCCUUUUUGGCAAUUAUAGUAUACAUCUGUCAGCUGGAUUGUAACUAAGCUGGGUCAUCCAACAAAUCUUAACCUGAUCCCUACACUCCCAAUUAAUUUUGGUAAAGCUCUGAUAAAAAGGAUCCCUUCAAAGAGAGUCCUCUUAAUAGAACAAAUGAAGCAAAUGUGGUUUGUCUUAAAUAUAUUUUAUUUCUGUUGAACAAUAAAAUUGGCAGCAUGAGUAUAAAUCAUACAUUUCUCCAGUUUGCAUCACUGUAACUGCAUAAGAUUGCCUGUUGUGUCUUCCAUGAUCAUUUUAAAGAGAAGGUAGAGAACAUAGCUUAACAACACAAUAAAUAGAAACACUAAGCAUAACGAUCAUAAUCAUUUUGUAAUGCCUUAGAUGUCAAAACAGCUUUUAAAAAUAAAGUAACGACUAAAGUCAGAUUAAGGCAUUGAAAAAUUUUAAAUGUAGUUGGAAUUGUCCGCCUUCAAACAAAGAUUGUAUAUUGUUGAUGCUUAUAGGGCUUUAUACGUCAUUGAAGUAGUAUUACAGUAAUCAUAGUCAGGAGCUGCUUGGAAUGAAGUUAAUCAUGUGGUGAGAUAAUCUUUUUCUUUGUGCUAUUCAGAAAUGUCAAAGAUAACACACAAGUGACAGAGUUAAUGACAGUCAUCUAUGUGAUUAGGUUUUAUUAUUAUAUCAGUACAGGUAGGUGGACCUUGAAAAAUAAAUAGUUUCACUGCAUUUGUGAAUUACUACCUGACACAGCUCUUACAGUGGAAUGGUGUAUUUUCCAGCGUGCUCAUAUCUGUCACACUAAAUGUAAAUGGGACUGUUCAUAGUCUGUCCUCAAUCAUCAAAACAAUCUGAUGGAAACAGUGUUGUACUUUUACUCAUGACUCACUCAGAAAUAAAACGUACAGUGAAUCAGA